Molecule: messenger RNA, 1060 nt
Organism: Vanrija pseudolonga
Lineage: Eukaryota; Fungi; Basidiomycota; Tremellomycetes; Trichosporonales; Trichosporonaceae
Gene: wdr61
Product: WD repeat-containing protein 61
Exons: 7
Coding region: 1-1005 (334 amino acids)
Cellular component (GO): nucleus
Molecular function (GO): protein binding
Source: RefSeq, a predicted model, not a curated record
AUGUCGAGCAACCUCGUCUACCUACAAGGCGAAGCGACGCCACCACAAAGAGAAGCCCUCUGGGCGCUCCAAUGGACGCAGCACGGCAUCGUCUCCGGCGACGCGGACGGCGUCGUGCGCCUGCACGACCCGACGGACCUCGAGCUCGCCGUCAACGAGUUCGCGGUCCACCCGCUCGCCGUGAGCUCGCUCAGUGCGGCAGGCUCGCUGUCGCUCAGCACGAGCCUGGACGGCGCGGUCGUCGCGAUUGAUUUGGAGGGGGGCAAGGUGCGCGGGCGCGUUGACACGGGGCGGGCUGCUGUGGGCGAGGGGCUUGGCGAACUGCCCGCAUACGCCGCAGCCCUGCACCCCUCCUCGUCGGCCUUCGCGUGGUCCGGCCGCGGGUCGCGCCUCGCGAUCCGCGCGCUCGACCUGUCGGCGGAGGACGAGGCUGGCGCGGGGAUUCUCUCUGGGACCGGCAGCGUGGUGGAGACGGUCAAGGGCCGGUUCGGCAUGGACGUGCAGUUUUCACCCGACGGAGCGCAGAUUGCCGUCGGCAUGGAGACGGGCCACGUCGUCAUUGUCGACGCCGAGACGGCGACCGUGCUGACCACGUACUCUGCGCACGCGAUGGGUGUGCGGACGGUCUCGUGGAGCCCCGACUCGCAGUGGCUCUACUCGGGCUCGGACGACGCACGUAUCGUCCUGCACGACGUGCGUGCCGGUGCCAAGUCGGGCGCGCGGGGCGAGGGCGCGGCUGCCAUUCUGCAGGGACACCAGGGAUGGGUCCUCACUACUGCUGCUUCGCCUGACGGGCGGCUGCUGGGCUCUGGCGGAGCCGACUCCCUCGUCAAGCUCUGGGAUAUCGGCCAGCGCGCGUGCGUGUCCACGUCGACCGCCGACGCCGAGGUCUGGGGCUUUGCGUGGCAGCCCGAGGUCGAGGGCGGCCUUCCCCCCGGCAAGCAGUUCGCCGUCGCUGGUGACGACAAGAAGGUCUCGCUUUACCGUGCUGCGGGCGCGGUCUAGACCCAUCGAUAGCACAAGUAUACCCCCAUCAGAUGCACAGGCAGACAACAAUGCA